Molecule: messenger RNA, 1639 nt
Organism: Pieris brassicae (large cabbage white)
Lineage: Eukaryota; Metazoa; Arthropoda; Insecta; Lepidoptera; Pieridae
Exons: 2
Coding region: 165-1424 (419 amino acids)
Molecular function (GO): protein binding
Source: RefSeq, a predicted model, not a curated record
UAGGUAAAAGACGUCAAAGUCACGAGGCAGAUAUCAGCUGAUUUCACAUAAAAGUCAUGUUUAAACCAAAACAAAAUAAGAAUGUAAAUUAAACUAACAAGUCUGUGAAAUAACAUAGAAAAAUUUUUGUUAGAUAAAAUAAAUUAUUACUUUCUAUAGCUAAAAUGAGUGCUUUCAUAACGAUAAAUAGUUUACCCAUUGAGAUAUUUAUAGAAUUUUUUAUCAAACUAGAUGGCUACAGUUUAAUGAAGUGUAGAGAAGUGUGUAAAAAGUGGAAAGAGGCCAUAGAUAACAACGACAUUCUCUGGCAAGAAGUUUGCCGAAAGGAAUUUAAGAAGUCGUCAAGAAUAGCAAAGAAAAAAAGUGGAGAUAUAUUAAGUUGGUACCAUGUUUACAGAAAUCUAAAACUCUGGUCAAACAUUUCUUCUUAUGAAAAAACAGUAAAAGAAUUUUAUAAAUUCAAUUUGCAUGAUAGUUCACAUGUAUUAGGUAUUAAUUAUGGUGUUUUACCACUGAAAGAUGCAAAAGGAACAGUCUUCUACGACAUGACUGAUUUAAAAUACAUUCCUGUUGCACUACCAGAGAAAAACUACUUAAAAAUAAGUAAUAAUAACCAUGCCACUGUAAUCCAAGUUAAAUUCGGGAUUUAUGUUCAACGAACUUUGAAAGUCCCUAAUUAUAAUACUGAAUAUUACUUUAAAGCUGAUAAAUAUGUUUUAAAUGGGGAUUUUUUAUUAUUUUACAAUAAUAGAGAUGUCUAUAAAUGUAAUUUAUUGCAAAAAGAAUUAACACCAAAUUUAAUACUGCACUGCAACUAUGAUAUUAAAGAAAUACAAUAUUGUGAUGCAUACAUAUAUCUAUUCACCGAUUGUGGUAGAAUUCUAAAUCUCAAUUCUAAUAAUUCUGUGACAGAAAAAAAAAUUAAAUGCCCAGCAGAAUGGAUAGUACACAUUAAGAAUAUAAAUGCAAUUGAUGAUAAAAAUUUUAUUUGCUAUUCUAGAAACUUAUUUAAAAUUGAAACUGAUGAAUAUCAACAUUUAUACCUUGAUUUCCCCCCAAUAACUGCCUUGUUUUUUUAUAUUGAUAUUGUAUUAAUUGGUCUAAGGAAUGGAAGUAUUCUUGUAUAUAGAUUAUCUAGCCAAAAAAAAGCUAAUAGGCCUGUGUUUGAAACAUUAGCCGAGUUACCAGAUGGAAAAUUUCCUGUACAGCUAGAUGUUUGUGAAAGAAGGUCAGGACCUACGAUUGUUGCAGCAACAUUUUUUGAAUUGUAUAUGAUUGAUGUUAAGUUUUUCCCUGGUGAGACAACAGUAAAGAAUACUUUUACAAGCAAUAAACUGAACAUGUACAAAAGAUUAAGAUGUCUCAAAGAAAGGUUGCAAUCAACAUUGCAACAGCAGGAUGUUACUAUUUUAGAAAAUAGAUAAAAAAAGAAUUAUCCAUAUUGUUCAAUUGCAAUGCUGUCAUACUUAAGUGCUUUUAUUUGUUUUAGGUAGAUUUAAUGAUAAAUAAUAACAUAAUAUAUUUUAAAUUGUUUAUAAUUCUCCACAAAGUUCUUGUGAACUUAGAGAUGCAUGUUAGUUAGUGAUUACAAAGCAAUUUUUAAAAAUGUAUUAGGUAUUUAUAGCCAUACUAGUCACUA